AUGACGAGCAAUAACGAUUCGCGAAAGCGCAGGAGGGUUACGGUUGAGGAGGAUUCAGAGGCCCCAUCAGAGCGCGGCCUUGUCGACGGCCGUGAUAGGGAGGAGGAUCAGGGCCUUUCAUUGGGUCCAAGAGAUGAGGGACUGAGCCACGAUGCCCGAGAUGACGACGUGUCGACGCGUCAAGAGGGUGAGGUCACAGGCGAUGGCCGGGGGGCUUCUCGUCUCGAAAACAGUGGUCUAUUUGGAUCAUUUACGGAGCCGGACAUCAGUCGGAGUUACUGGGACGCUUUGGAUUACGAUAGGCGCCGUCGCAGUGGGGUCGCAGGUCAUACAAGAGAUGGCCGCCAGGGUGACCACGGGGGUCAGCAUGCAUCGACAAGUCGAACAUUCACAGGUGGUUCGACGAUACUUGAGGAAGGCGAGGUUCUCUCCUAUUUCAGGAGGCUCGCUGGUGGUGGAACAGGCAUCAACUUGGACAGAGAUGAAGGCGAUGCUGACUGGGCCGACCUUGUUGGCCCUUACCGGAAAUGGCCAAUCGGUACGUUGACCACCCAGGCUGUUCUCGGCCUGGCUAGCGGCAGAGCACCCCCAGGAAGUCUGAAUUAUUUCGUAUCCCUCCACAUGGGAUACGAGAUGGCGAUGACCCAGAGUCCCACGAACGAGGUUCUCUCCAUCCACGAGCCAAUCAAGAGACCGUCAUCUUUGGAUCAACACGGGAAUGCGACCCAUGGCUUACAGAGAAGCCAAGACUCGGGUAGCCCAAGGCUGCAGAUUUUAUGCGCCAAUCUUGCGGCCUACUGGGAACGGGGUGAACUGGGUGUUCUAUUACAGAAAUUCGUUAUUAAGCGUAAACAUAUGGCACCUCUUUUGAUAUAUACCAAGGCCUUCUGCUUCAUCAAAUUGGCAAUCGCUUAUUCCAAUGACUUCUGCGAAGGAGAGAUGCCGGAGGCAUUGGAAGGCAUCUGGCCGUUCACCAAGGCUGACGCAAUAAGACACAAGAACCAGCUGCGUCGCUUCUACGAGAUAGGCAUGAAGAAUAUGCCUGCGGGUGAGCUCGAGGGGCUCAGCAUGGCCGACAUUCGAGCGAGGUAUGACACGAGAGGCGGCAUCCCACCCCAAUAUCGCCACGAUACACAGUGGCUGAGCAAGCCAUGUCCUUUACGGCUUCCUCGACACAUUGGCAGGGAAGCGGCGGUCGAGAGCCUUGACGUUGAAGCAAAACCCCUCGGGAUCAAGACGCUCCUUAUCGACGACUACAAAAUGCUCGUGGAGGGCGAGUUCGCACGCUUCAAGGGGGCCCACCACCAGCAGCCGGGUGACUCUGCCAAGGGAGUGGGCCGUAUUGUGCAGAUGAUUAAAUCCGACGUCGCUGAGGGGGAGAUCCCGAUCAGUCUGGCCCUGGGCGAGGACGCUCUAGAUAGGAUCCGGUGCAAGUGCACCGACACGCUGGAGUUGCUGGAAAAGUGGGCGGAUGAGUCGUCCAACCUGUCGUCCGAAGGGAUUCCGUUCUAG
Messenger RNA from Diaporthe citri, 1512 nucleotides. RefSeq lists its product as uncharacterized. The record is from RefSeq and is a predicted model, not a curated record. NCBI's taxonomy places the organism in Eukaryota, Fungi, Ascomycota, Sordariomycetes, Diaporthales, Diaporthaceae. The transcript has 4 exons. The coding region runs from base 1 to 1512 and encodes 503 amino acids.